Molecule: messenger RNA, 1739 nt
Organism: Spinacia oleracea (spinach)
Lineage: Eukaryota; Viridiplantae; Streptophyta; Magnoliopsida; Caryophyllales; Amaranthaceae
Product: UDP-glycosyltransferase 89B2
Exons: 1
Coding region: 129-1610 (493 amino acids)
Molecular function (GO): UDP-glucosyltransferase activity
Source: RefSeq, a predicted model, not a curated record
ACUUUUAUAACCAUUGGUGCAACUCUACAUUUUGAAUUCACCUACUCUUCCACCAACCCAUUAAUCAACUCCCAUUUUCACAUUUCUCAUCUUCCAUCUCCAUCCUCCUCCUCCUCUCUCUCUCAUCAAUGGAACCAGCAAUUGAAACCAGAACCGAAACCGAAACUACCCAUAUAUUAGUGAUCCCAUACCCAGCACAAGGCCAUAUGAUCGCAAUUUUAGACCUCACCCACCACCUCCUUUCCACCCGCCGCCUUACCAUCACCGUCGUCACCACCCCGAAAAACCUCCCUUCUCUUUCUCCUCUCGUUUCUCUUUUUCCUUCUAUUAUUACCCCUCUUGUAUUACCUUUUCCUUCCGCCCCUGGAAUUCCCGCCGGAAAAGAGAACACCAAAGACCUACCGCCGUCGAGUUUUCGGCAGUUGAUGCCUGCUCUUGCGAAGCUCGAGGGUCCGAUACGUCGCUGGUUCGAAUCCCACCCUUCUCCUCCCGUGGCUAUUAUUUCUGAUAUGUUUCUCGGUUGGACGCAUCGUUUUGCGGUUGAUGUAGGGAUUAAACGCGUCGUUUUCUCUCCGUCUGGGGCUAUGGCUUUGUCCGUAAUCUACUCUCUUUGGAGGGGUAUGCCAAAGGAAGGGGAUCAAGAUGAAAACGGUGACGUAUUGUUUAAGGAUGUGCCAAAUUGUCCGAAAUACCCCUGGUGGCAGCUGUCACCGGUUUAUAGGUCUUACGUGGAAGGGGAUGCUGACUCAGAGUUGAUCAAGGACGGGUUUUGGGGUAACAUAGCUAGUUGGGGGCUGGUGGUUAACUCGUUCGAUGACUUGGAACAGGUUUAUCUGGACCACUUGGGUAGUAGUUUGGGCUGUGAUGAUCGGGUUUGGGCUGUAGGCCCAUUGUUUCCUCCAAUGGGGUGCAAGGAUCGCGGUGGGGCCAGCUCUGUUGAGGUGGACAAGAUAUCAUCUUGGCUUGACACGUGUCGAGAUGAUGAAGUGGUCUACGUGUGUUUCGGGACCCAAGCUUUACUAACCAGCCGACAAAUGGAAGUGAUUGCGGAAGGGCUAGAGAAGAGUGGAGUUCGUUUUAUUUGGUCCGUGAAGGACCCUUCAAUGACUCAACUUGUGGAAGGAGACCACGGCAAGGUUCCGUUUGGGUUCGAGGACCGUGUAGCGGGUCGGGGCAUGGUUAUUAAAGGAUGGGCCCCACAAGUUGUGAUAUUAAGGCAUAGGGCCGUUGGCACUUUUUUGACUCAUUGUGGGUGGAACUCGGUUCUUGAAGGGAUCAUGGCUGGUGUAAGGUUGCUUGUAUGGCCGAUGGGUGCAGAUCAAUUCUCAAAUGCAACAUUGCUCGUGGACUACUUGAAGGUUGGAGUUCGAGUUUGUGAGGGAUCCGACAUGGCUCCCGACCCAUGUGAAUUGGCUCGAAUCUUAGCCGAUUCGGCGAGUCAAGAACAAGCUAGUAGGCAAGAUAUCAUAAAAUUACAAUGUAACGCAUUAGAGGCUUUGAGUGAGAAUGGGAGUUCUUCCAAAGCGUUAGCUAGGUUUGUGAACAAGUUAUGUGAGUUGAAGGUUAUGACCAAAACUCAAAGCAUUCCUUACAACAAUCAUUCGAAAUGAGAUUGAUUUUUGUGUCUAAAAUGAGUUUACACUACUCAUUCAAAGACAUGUAGGUAAUCCUAACAAAUAUUGUUAGCAUAAAUAAAUAAGCAUUACAUUUAAACGUAUAUGUUCUAUAGAGAUUUUUCA